This is a messenger RNA of Condylostylus longicornis, 528 nucleotides long. RefSeq names its product NADH dehydrogenase [ubiquinone] iron-sulfur protein 5 (gene ND-15). The transcript has 3 exons. Lineage: Eukaryota; Metazoa; Arthropoda; Insecta; Diptera; Dolichopodidae. The record is from RefSeq and is a predicted model, not a curated record. The coding region runs from base 130 to 435 and encodes 101 amino acids.
UUAAUUGUCAUUUGACAUCUAUCAUAUUGUUGACUUGUGUAGUAUUUUUGUGGAAAAUACACGAUUAAUUUAUCAUUUGAAAUUUAUUUUUGGUAAAUUUUCCAACAGCUUCAAUAGCUUUAUAAUACAAUGGCUUCAAGUCCAUUUCUAAAAACUCCACUUACCGAUUUAACUGGUUGUGUUAUUAAUCAUCAACAUUAUGAUAAAUGUGGAGAAUUUGAAAUGAAUAUGAUGGAUUGUUUAGAGGCAUACGGUCUUGAUAGAGGAAAGAAAAAAUGUGCUGAUUUAAUUGCCGAUUUUCAAGAAUGCGCAGGAAUGAGAAAACAAAUGUUGCGGUAUAAUGCAAUGCGAUUGGAAAGACAUCGUCAGUAUCUAACUGGUGAAGUGCCUAAAAGUAAACACUAUGCCGAACCACCAAGAACAGAUGCUUAUUAAAUAGAAAAUUUCAACUUUAAAUUUAAUUUGAUUAACUUAGUACGAAAUCUUAUUUGAACUAAAAAAAUAUAUUAGAUAUAUCAUGGUUCACAA